This is a messenger RNA of Cajanus cajan (pigeon pea), 2653 nucleotides long. RefSeq lists its product as uncharacterized. The record is from RefSeq and is a predicted model, not a curated record. Lineage: Eukaryota; Viridiplantae; Streptophyta; Magnoliopsida; Fabales; Fabaceae.
CACACAGGCAGGCAGGGAGAUAUGGAAAGAUAAAAAUGGACAAAUAUGAAGAUAAGUUGGUCCCACUUAUUUGCUCUUCAAAGCUGCACUCGUAAUCAUCGUCAUCACCGUUCACCACACGAUGCUCUCUUCCACUUCCACCCUUUCCCAUUAACAGCAUACACCAGAAAAGAUGAAGACACCCCACUUACCUUUCAUGUUGGUUCUAGUGCUAGUGUUAGCCUCACGCUGUGCAGCAGAAGAGGCUUCCACUGCAGAAAGCAUCAUCUUCACCACACUUGGGAGAGCCUUCUACGCCUUCGACAUCUAUUCCCUCCCAAUUCAUGAUCACCCACAAACUCUCACACCCAACCAAGAACUUCAACUCACCGAUGGCCACUCCGUUAACUUCAACGGCCACUUCAUCCCCAACACUUCCUCUAUCCAACUCCCCACUCACUCCCCUCCUCUCCAACUCGUUUACAUCACCGAGAGAAACGGCUCCCCCACCAUUUACUACGACGCCCUUUACACUUGCACAACCACAAAUCUAGACACAAGAAUCCAAGUCCCUCUGUUACCCAACAGCCCCAGCGCCACUUCUAAAGUUUCCAUCAAAGACAAGCCCAGCGUCACCCCCGAUGGACAAUAUUUACUAUACGUAUCCACCCACGAGGACCCGGGUGUUCCACGGGCCAGCUGGGCCGCAGUUUACUCCACACACCUCCAAUCGGGCCUCACCCACAGGCUCACCCCUUACGGUGUGGCUGACUUCAGCCCAGCCCUCUCCCCCUCCGGCCUCUGGACCGCGGUUGCUUCCUACGGCCCCCACGGCUGGGCCGGCGAAGUAGAGGAUCUCACAACAGACAUCUACGUUUUCCUCACUCGCGACGGAACUCACCGAGUCAAAAUCGUCGAACACGGCGGCUGGCCCGCCUGGGUGGACGAUCGCACCCUUUACUUCCACCGAAGAGGCCACGACCAGUGGUGGAGUAUUUACAGAGCCAUUCUCCCCUCCAACGCUCCCCUUUCCACCGACUCGGUCCUCGUCGAACGAGUCACCCCGCCGGGUCUCCACGCGUUCACACCCGCCACCUCACCGGGGAACAAAAACUUCAUCGCCGUGGCAACAAGAAGGGCAGGCUCCGCUUUUCGGCACAUCGAGUUAUUCGAUCUGGUUAAAAAGGAAUUCACGGAGCUAACUCGGUUGGUCUCGCCUCGUUCUCACCACCUCAACCCCUUCCUCUCACCCGAUUCAACUCGGGUGGGGUACCACAAGUGCAGAGGAGAACCCAACGCUCAUAGCAGCCCCCAGUUUCUGCUCGAGAAUGUUCGGAGCCCUGUCCCGAAUCUAACUCUAUUCCGGUUCGUGGGUUCCUUCCCGGUUUUCUCACCCGCGGGUGACCGAAUCGCGUACGUGGAGAUGCCUGGGGUUUAUGUAGUGAACCGGGACGGUUCGAACCUGCGUAAGGUUUCAAACGCGAUGGCCUUUUCCACUGCCUGGGAUAGGGUUCGAGCGGGUGUGAUAUACACUGCGAUUGGGGAAACAUUUGCUUCGGAGAGCUCGCAAGUGGAUAUAGUAUCCAUGGACGUGGACGAGGGAAACAGCGUGAAGAGGUUGACCUUGGACGGGAAGAACAACGCGUUUCCGUCUCCCUCGCCGGACGGGAAAUGGAUCGUGUUCCGGUCGGGUCGUUCGGGUCAUAAGAAUCUUUACAUAAUGGAUGCGGUGGGUGGGGAGAGGAAGGGGCUUCGAAGGUUGACGGAGGGUCCUUGGACGGACACGAUGUGCAACUGGUCACCGGACGGGGAAUGGAUCGCCUUUGCAUCUGACCGGCAUGACCCGGGUAGCGGGAGCUUCGAGCUGUACCUGAUCCGCCCAGACGGAAGCGGGUUGAGGAAGUUGGUGGAAAGCGGGUCGGGUGGGAGGGCGAACCACCCGUAUUUUAGCCCGGAUGGGAAGAGAUUAACGUUUACUUCGGACUAUGCGGGGAUAUCUGCGGAGCCAAUCUCGAACCCGCAUCACUACCAGCCUUAUGGUGAAAUCUUCAGCGUUAGAUUGGAUGGUUCGGACAUCAAGAGGUUGACUCAUAACUCUUACGAGGAUGGAACACCGGCUUGGUCCCCCAAGUACAUACCUCCGCUGAAUAUUGAGAAAGCCAAGGGAGGACCCUAUUGCUCUUUUGAAGACUGUCAUUGGCUCAACAAUAUGCCAAAUUGGAGGGCUGUGGCUGCUUCUAGGCCUCACUGUGCUGCUCUGUAAUGCCACUCUUGUCGUUGUUGUUAUAUGUUUAAUACUACUUACUACUUAGUACCUACUAUGCACUACGUCCUUAAAUGUGUGCUAAAGCUGUAUGUAAAGAGAUUCUAGGUUCAGAUUUUCAUGAAUCAAUAACUGCUCUCAGCUCUAGUGCAACUUGCGUGCUCGGAGGUACUCGCCAGAAAAACAAGGGCAUCAAAAUCAAAAUCACAUACAAAAUGUAAUUCUUGUGCAGCUUUUAAAGGGAGAAAAUAAACAAAUUGUAUGUGGAUUGGAUAAAGUUACACAACAAUAUAUAUCACUAUUCAUGUAUCAUCACCCAUUUCAAAGGCUGUGCCAGGCUAAAAUUAUGGAUUAUGUAUUAAAGUUAAGCAGCAAACUUUAUUGGAUUAAAGAUUAUACCAACCUUUUCAA